AUGGCCGCUCUCAUCACGGGUGAGAGUCAUGUCAAUGACCUGUCGGGCGACUUUGCCGGAUUAUUGAGUGCUUGCAGUUCACAUUGGCAUUUCCCUCCAGAACAGCUAUUUCCAGAAGCUGAGAAGGAAGAACCCAAGCAGGGCAGAGAGACUACUUUGGUUGAAAAAGCUCUCGAAAAGCAUGCUGGUUGUCAAAAUGUCUACAUUGACUGCUCCACUUCCCUGCAUCGCCUCAUCAACGCAGCGCAUGUUUGUCCUUGCCUUUGCCCCAGCCACCCGGUCUAUUGUACUGGCCUUCAAAGGUAUUUGUCAGAGGUUGACUUCCUGAACCUGCAGGGCUUCUUUCCAAGCACCAUGCCGGAAGAUUGCUACCAAGACCUAGUUCAAAACAAAACCCUUCUGCAAAGCCUCAUGGGAAACUCGUUCAGCAGCACAGUUUGCCAGGUGGUUUUGAUUGCCGGCAUUGCUGCCGCUCCAAGUGCUUUGCACACGAUUUCUUCCACGGGGUCAGCGCCGAGUCCCAUAGAAGACAAGGACCACAGCCACACUGGCCAGGUUGUGCUCAAGCGCAUUUCCAAAAAGAGAAAGGCUCCAGAGUAUGGCAAACCUUUGGUGACCUUCAAGAAAGCCAGGGCCAACAGAAAGAGAAAGCCUUACCAGCGAAAGAAGCCUGGGAAAGACAUGCGCAAGUUCAGCAAAGGCAAGAAAGAGUGCAGCACUCUGUGGGACAAGGAACAGCUGAUGAAAGCCUACGACAAGGCAGUGGCAGAUAGAUCGGUUAGGAAUCCUGCCCAGGCUGUCAGCGAAAUGAAGGGGUUUUACAGGUGCUGCAUCUACAAAUGGAAGAAACAAAGAGUGAGGGACCAAUGGACGCUACUUUGCUCCACUUGUCCACGCUUGAUGAAGAAAGCGAAAGAGGUGCCCAAUGUGAUGAGAGACAUCCUGAAAAUGGACAAGAAGUUCACAUUCCGCAAGGGCAAGGGCAGUGAAGAGACUGGGACUUGCAUAUUGCCAGCAGUCUUUGAACGGGUGGUGGCCGAUUGUGUUGCAGAGCGCAUAUCCUUUGGAGAGGAGGUGACAUACCACUUUGUCAAGUCGGUCUUGGCGGUUGCAAUUGAGCAGUGGAACACAGUCAUCCAUGAGCUCCAUGAACGUGACCCGUCAAGUUUGCUGAGCCAAAUGGACAAGUCAUUCUCAUCUUCUCAAGACAUCGAUGAGUACUUGCAGGA
Durusdinium trenchii is the source of this 1229-nucleotide messenger RNA. Lineage: Eukaryota; Dinophyceae; Suessiales; Symbiodiniaceae. The record is from the annotation of a GenBank genome assembly.